AUUAAUUAAAAAACAAGUUUCCGUUGUUGAAAGAGGAAUUAUGAAAUUGUAUUCGUUUUUAACAAUAGUAGGCAUUUUUAUCCGAUUAAACGCUUAUCAAUUUAAUUAUAAAAAGGAAGGAUCCGAUUGGAAAGGAACCUGUGCGAAUGGUGAGAAGCAAUCACCAAUAAAUAUUAAAGAGGAGGAAGCUUUUAAUCUUCAAACUCCUCCUUUAAAAUUUCACAAUAUUAAAAAGUACUUGAAGGGUUCAAGAUUGAUUAAUAAUGGAAAAACUGUUCGAAUACAUAAUCAAUUAGAAUUUUUCCAUAUAUCGAAUGGUGGUCUUCCUGGAAAAUACAGUAUUAAAUACAUUGAUUUUCAUUGGGGCAAAGGUAAAGGAAGAGGGUCUGAGCAUCGUCUUUCCGGAAUCUCAUCCGAUAUGGAGAUGCAAAUUGUUGCUACAAAAAUCGGAGGAAAAGUAAAGGAUCUCAAUUACUAUGCCAUCUUCGCCUUCUUAUUCGAGGCAUUUCCUGGUACCGCUAACGAUCUACCUGGAGCGCUGCUCGACGCCUUUAAAAAUGUAAAGCAAGUUGGAAAAAGUAGAUUGAUAUCGCCUAUAACAUUUAAAUGGUUGAUUGGUAAACAAUUGGGAGAGUUUUAUAGGUAUAAAGGUAGUUUAACAUCUCCCCCAUGCUCUGAGAAUGCUAUUUGGACAAUAUUUAGAAAGAAACGACGUAUUUCCCUUUUUAUAAAAAAAGUGCUUAAUUCUAUUCAAUUAAAGAAGCACGAAGUUGCCAAUUUUAGAAAAAUUCAACCCUUGAAUGGUAGAAAAGUCUAUAAAAGAGUCAAAAAACGAUAAAAGUAUUGCCAUCUUAUCUAUUGUCACCUUAUAAUAGUAAAUAUGUUUGUUUUAUUAAAUGUACACGUUUCCUUUUGGCAUGAAAAUAUUAAUUUUUCAACUUAGAUAUCCAAAGUUAUUCUACUGUGUAUAAUCCCUUUGUAAUGAAAUUCUUAUUUAAAUAUCAAUAUCAAAGCCAAUAAUUGACUUGGAAUUUUAUUCCAUAUGUGAAUCCUCUAAUUCCUUAUUCGUCCGUUUUUUCCUUCCUCCCACUUUCAUUCCUCUUUAUAUUCUUUUCUGCUCUUACUCCAUUUUUUUUAGUUUCAAUCCUUUUUUCUUCGUCUUUUGUUUCUUUAUUUUCUUAAAAGGAACUCUGGUCUUUUUUGUCUUUUCUAUUGAAUAAAUCAUUCCAGUCAAUGUAUAAUCAAAUUUACAUGAAUUUCUCUCUUUGUUUGUUCAUCAAAGAGGUAAAAAAAAAAAUUUACAUAUAUAAAAAAUAUAUUCACAAAUAAUAAGAGAUACAAUAAUGAAUGAAUCUUGUUUCUCUUCCGUUAAAAAAUACAAAAUAAAACUACUGCAAAUAAAUUAUAUUUACUGUAAAUUUUUCUAAAAAUAAAUACUGCUAAAAGUUGUAUCGGUUGAGUUGCCGAGAAAUUUUUUACCGGAUAUUGAUUGUAGCCGAAAAGAAUUUAGUUAAUGUAAACACGUUGUUGCUGUAGGCGACUGCAAUGUGUAGGGUUAGUGAGAGGUUCUUGUAUUUCGACUCUAAAUUGUUGUUUUCCUAUACAGUUUUAACCAAUUAUCUUAUACAAAUCGAGUGUUUGGCCUACGGUUAAACGUUUGCAACAUCCUUCUUCGUUUUUAAUUAAAAGUAUAAAGUUG
This is a messenger RNA of Dimorphilus gyrociliatus, 1699 nucleotides long. NCBI's taxonomy places the organism in Eukaryota, Metazoa, Annelida, Polychaeta, Dinophilidae. The record is from the annotation of a GenBank genome assembly.